Messenger RNA from Fusarium mangiferae, 1071 nucleotides. RefSeq lists its product as uncharacterized. Lineage: Eukaryota; Fungi; Ascomycota; Sordariomycetes; Hypocreales; Nectriaceae. The coding region runs from base 1 to 1071 and encodes 356 amino acids. The record is from RefSeq and is a predicted model, not a curated record. The transcript has a single exon.
AUGUCAAGCGAUUUCGAGAGUUUCGACAACUUACCACCAGAGCUUAGGCUGAUGAUUUGGGAAGAAGCUGUUCCUAAGAGAAAAGACACACAUGCAACCUACAAGAUUUUCCACGACGCCUUCUUACGUGGUCUGCGGUUUGAAAAGGCAGAGGGGGCAGACGGACCUCGACCCCUCCUGGAGGCAUGCUACGAUUCUCGGGCCGUGGCAAUGAAGAGUGGAUCGUACAUGACUGUCAAAGACAAAAAACAUCGAAUAUUCUGCAAAGCAAUCCGAGGAAUUUUCGAAAAAAGAUACCAUUCGGUCUGGGUUGACAAUAGUAUUACAACUUUACACAUACCCAUCGCUGCACUUACAUGUGGACGCAUCACCAAUUUACCUACCAACAUCAAGGCUAUUGCAUGCAUGGUGCCUACACCACAGGCACUCCGAGCUUUGCAAAAGUGCCUCACCCACAAUCCCGAGUACAAAGGUAUCAAAACAGUGUACCUCGGGAUUGCUGGCAUACCCAUCCAGUAUAGCAAAGGCGAUGACCCAGACUACUAUCCCUGCACGGAAUCAGAGUCAGCCGUUGUCCCGCUUGACGACGAGAAGUUGAUCGCCUAUCUUGAAUCAGUCUACAAAACCCAUGUCUUUGCGGCAAUCGGUAACAGGGUGAUGUUUGAGGAGGGAUUCCAUCACAAAAGUGCACUGAGGUUCAAGAAUAGCCUCGAAAAAGAGUGGACAUAUCAACAGGACUUGCGCUCAAAAUGGGACCCCAAGAACGGCAUCGAGUUACUACCGGCUGUCAUCUUUGGACAAAAUACGGGGAAAGUAAUGCCCUGGAGGAGAGGUCGUCUCCAGGGUGCUGUCCUUAAGCUUCAGAUCGGUCAGCGCGAGGCCCAGGCUGACCUAAAGUGGAUGCACGGGUUUGCCUUUGAUAGCAGAGAUGAUCACGAAGACGACCUAGAUGAGCUUCCGCGUCAUGAGUGGCUCCGAAGGACGGCGCGCAGGGAGAAGGAUAGGCUCCGGAACUUUUUUUGGUCGCCGCACAGUGCCGAAGGGGAGAAAAGAUGGAAUGCUGCUCUGUGA